AGCCGCUAGAGCCGCCGCGGCGCAGCGAGGCCGGCCGCCGGGCACUUCCUGUGGAGGCCGCAGCAGGCGCGAGCGCCGAGGACCAGCCAGCUGAGCCCGCCGCCGCCGCCGCCAUGGGCCAGAACGACCUGAUGGGCACGGCCGAGGACUUCGCCGACCAGUUCCUGCGAGUCACCAAGCAGUACUUGCCUCAUGUGGCACGCCUCUGUCUGAUUAGCACCUUCUUGGAGGAUGGCAUUCGCAUGUGGUUCCAGUGGAGUGAGCAACGGGACUAUAUUGACACCACGUGGAGCUGUGGCUACCUGCUGGCCUCGUCCUUCGUAUUCCUCAACCUCCUGGGACAGUUGACUGGCUGUGUUUUGGUGCUGAGCAGGAACUUCGUGCAGUAUGCCUGCUUUGGGCUGUUCGGAAUCAUCGCACUGCAGACAAUUGCCUACAGCAUUUUGUGGGACUUGAAGUUUCUGAUGAGGAACCUGGCGUUAGGAGGAGGUUUGCUGCUGCUCUUGGCAGAGUCCCGCUCAGAAGGGAAGAGCAUGUUUGCUGGUGUUCCCACCAUGCGUGAGAGCUCCCCCAAGCAGUACAUGCAGCUUGGAGGACGGGUCCUGCUGGUCCUGAUGUUCAUGACCCUCCUUCAUUUUGAUGCCAGCUUCUUUUCUAUCAUCCAGAACAUUGUGGGCACAGCUCUGAUGAUCUUAGUAGCCAUUGGUUUUAAAACCAAGCUGGCAGCUUUGACUCUUGUCGUCUGGCUGUUUGCCAUCAACGUGUAUUUCAACGCCUUCUGGACAAUCCCAGUCUAUAAACCCAUGCAUGACUUCCUGAAAUAUGACUUCUUCCAGACCAUGUCAGUGAUUGGAGGCCUGCUCCUGGUGGUGGCUCUUGGCCCAGGGGGUGUCUCCAUGGAUGAGAAGAAGAAAGAGUGGUAACAGACAGACCCCUCCCCUCCCUGCCUGAGGCACAAGGCCCUGGACUGGUUCAGGGUAGAAUCAACAAACUGCCAGCGUUUAUGUGUCCUCUUCCCUUCCCUUCCCUUGGUAAAGGCACAGAUGUUUUGAGAACUUUAUUUGCAGACACCUGAAAAUUGAAGGUAAAAUCUGCUUUGGAAACAGUCUGGAGUCUGACUGACCAGGGCUGGCCAGCUGGAUGGUCAUUCCUUAGCCAAGGCUUCGAAUAGACAGUUUGGUGGGCUAUGGCCUCAGUCCUGUCUUUGAGUUUCUUUUGGAGGUUGAGGACCUUCAGGUUGUACUGAGAUGUACUUUAUCAUUCAGAGCAGUUUCCCUUUUAGUUUUACGUUUACAUCCUUAGCUCAAAUUACUAAAUGACUUAGGAUGGUCCAGCCAAACACCAAACAGCUAAAACCUCCAGUUCAGAAUCCUACCAGUGGCCCCAGGUAUUUUAUAGGAUCAGUGAAAAUGAUAGAGGAACCCCAAGCCUAGAGAACAGUACAGUAUUGGAGAGGUGGCUGCUACUGCUGGCCCAGGUCCUUGAUGUCAAGCUGACUGAAUGCUCUUUACUGGGUGAAAGGUACCCUGGGAGUUUUGAUGUCUCCAAGCAGGGCUGGGGUCAGGGGCAGGAAGUUCUUGGAAAGCUGCUGGUUUGGAUACUGCUAUCCCCUCAAGCCUGGUGGUGGGAAGGGCAGGAGAGCAAGCUGCUCAUGGGAUGGCCCACCAUGGAACCAGCCUGGGGAGCAGUAAUGCCAUGGGGCCCAAGUGAGGAGCUCCAGUACUGAAGACACCCAGGCUUAACCCGGUUACCUCACACUUGACCUUCUCAGAGCAAGACCUGGACCCCACAGGUCAUGUUCACCCCAGCUUAACUCCCUGUUCCAGGCUGAGUUUACCCCAUCGACAGCCCUGAUGCCACCAUUUCCCUAAGGCUGUUGCUUGCUCAGAUUUUUGUCAACUUGCUCUGCUGGAUGCAGCCAAGAUACUUUUUACAAUUUGUGAUGCCUUACCAAUUUGAUCUCAGUCCUGUAUUUAAAGUUUUCUAACAUUGCCUUACACCGUGUUUCUCUUUUUGGGGGUUUGGGGGGGAUGUUUAAUGCUGUGGUCCUGCUCAUUUGCAUGGUAGUGCCAUGAGGGUAGUUGGGCUCCUCCUGGACUUCCCCCAGGUCUAUUGGAGAGAACAGGUAGACAGGCUUAGAA
Peromyscus leucopus (white-footed mouse) is the source of this 2141-nucleotide messenger RNA. RefSeq names its product surfeit 4 (gene Surf4). Gene Ontology annotation, cellular component: endoplasmic reticulum; membrane; endoplasmic reticulum-Golgi intermediate compartment. Gene Ontology annotation, biological process: Golgi organization. NCBI's taxonomy places the organism in Eukaryota, Metazoa, Chordata, Mammalia, Rodentia, Cricetidae. Bases 114 to 923 code for a protein of 269 amino acids. The record is from RefSeq and is a predicted model, not a curated record. The transcript has 6 exons.